Messenger RNA from Plectropomus leopardus (leopard coralgrouper), 857 nucleotides. RefSeq lists its product as uncharacterized. Lineage: Eukaryota; Metazoa; Chordata; Actinopteri; Perciformes; Serranidae. Gene Ontology annotation, molecular function: RNA polymerase II cis-regulatory region sequence-specific DNA binding; DNA-binding transcription factor activity, RNA polymerase II-specific. The record is from RefSeq and is a predicted model, not a curated record. Gene Ontology annotation, biological process: regulation of transcription by RNA polymerase II.
UACAUGUAUCGACCUUUUCACCUCCAAGAGGGUGUUUUUAGACGUAUUAUAGGGAAGAAUUUGUUAAAUUUGGACGUAAUAAAACAUGUCUUCAGUUCAGUAUUUGAGAGAGUUUGUGAACGAGCGACUGACGGUUGCUGUUGAAGAAAUAUUCGGAGUUUUGGAAAAAACUAUCGUCGAUUAUGAAGAAGAGAUCGACCGUCAGCGCAGACUGCUGGAUGUUUGGAAACGUGAAAUAAAGAUUCACAACAUAGAGCUCCCACAGCAGCCUGUCUGUCAGGAGGAGGAGGUUCUCACUGACCAGCAGCUCUGUAUUCAGGAGAGGAGCUGCAGUCCGGACAAAGAGGAGCCAGAGCCUCCACAGAUUAAAGAGGAGCAGGAGGAGCUCAGCACCAGUCAGGAGGGAGAGCAGUUUGAACUGAAACAGGAGACUGAUGCCUUCAUGUUGAUUCCUCCUUAUGAGGAAAGUGACGACAGUGAAGAUGAGACUCUGAACAUUUUUGUUAAGAGUUCUGUGGCACCAGAACCAAACAGAGACCACCAGCUCCUCUCUCACACCUCUGAUGAAGCUGAGAGCCAAAAUCAGACAGGAGACAAACACGGAGACUCUGGAUCAACUAGAAAUGUGAAGUCAAGACAGCAGAAUCAACGCCACAAAAGUAAAAGUCGCACUGACAAUUUACCUUACCCUGCUAUGUCAGUGAUUCACCUCAAUACUAAACAUAAAAAGUCUUUCAUAUGUGACACAUGUGGAAAAGCUUUUAAGGGUAAAACAGAUUUGGAGAGGCACGUGAGAAUACACACAGGCGAAAAGCCAUAUACUUGCAAAACCUGUGGAAAAGAUUACGGACGUAACA